AUGCUGUUUAAUGUCUGUUUCAUUUUGGGUGGCCCAGGUGCCGGAAAAGGUACAGUCUGUCAGAAAAUUGUUGACGACCAUGGAUUUAUCCACUUGUCUGCGGGUGAAUUGUUGCGUCAGGCCUGUGACUCUCCCAAUUCACCUUAUCGUGACGAGAUUCAACAGCAUAUGAAAAACGGCACCAUCGUGCCGGCCAAAGUAACUUGUGGUCUGCUGCACCAUGCUAUGCUUGAGGGAUUCAAAAAUGCUGGGUGUACGAACUAUUUGAUCGACGGUUUCCCCAGAAAUGAUGACAAUCGAACAUGUUGGGAAGAGGACAUGAAUGCGAGGGCAACACUGCGCCGCGUGAUCGUUUUGGACUGUCCAGAUGAUGUGAGUUUAUGA
Molecule: messenger RNA, 384 nt
Organism: Echinostoma caproni
Lineage: Eukaryota; Metazoa; Platyhelminthes; Trematoda; Plagiorchiida; Echinostomatidae
Source: the annotation of a GenBank genome assembly